Molecule: messenger RNA, 1489 nt
Organism: Triticum aestivum (bread wheat)
Lineage: Eukaryota; Viridiplantae; Streptophyta; Magnoliopsida; Poales; Poaceae
Product: RING-H2 finger protein ATL1
Exons: 1
Coding region: 344-1129 (261 amino acids)
Biological process (GO): protein ubiquitination
Molecular function (GO): transferase activity
Source: RefSeq, a predicted model, not a curated record
UGCGAGCGCGAGCGUUCAGUCUCGACGACGCCGCUGUGCAUCCCCAGACACGUGCCAAACCUCUGAUGAUUAGGCAGAGGCGCUGAGGAGAAAUGGAAAACUCCGUGCCUUCCUUUUCCUCCUGUGAAACCCAAUCCCCGCUAGCGAGUCCUCUUGGCUUCAGCCUUCUCGCUCCGCUCGCUGCACCCAGCUGUUGCGCCAUCGGUUGUCUGUCAGUGCUCGGUACAGAGAGCCGCUCCACGUCUCUCUCGGCCUUCUCUUUCCGCCUUUAACUGUAUCCGUCCGACCGGAUAGCGAGGCCGGGCGAGAGCGCGCGCAAGCCAGCCAGCCAGCUACCUACAAGAUGAGCUCGGCAUCGCCAUUCCCACCCCCCUCGCCGCCGCCGCCGUCGUCGAGCGCUAGCGUCCCGAUGGUGAUGAUCACCGUGGUGGGCAUACUCGCGGCGUUCGCGCUGCUGGCGGGCUACUACGCGUUCGUCACCAGGUGCCAGCCGCUCCGCGCGCUGCUCUCGCGCGGCGGCCCGGCGUCGGUGACCCCCGGCACUUCCCCGCCCGCGGUGGCCGAGGAGAAGCGAGGCCUCGGGCUGCCGCUCAUCCGCAUGCUCCCGGUCGUCAGGUUCACGGCGGCGGAGGACGCGAUGGCGCCGAGGAUAUCCGUGUCGGAGUGCGCCGUCUGCCUGAGCGAGUUCGCGGAGCGGGAGCGCGUGCGCCUGCUGCCCGGCUGCUCCCACGCCUUCCACAUCGACUGCAUCGACACCUGGCUGCAGGGCAGCGCCCGGUGCCCCUUCUGCCGGAGGGACGUCACCCUGCCGGCCCCGCACCCGCAAUACCAUCGGCGGCCGCCGUCCUUUCGCCGUCGGGACGAGCAGCUCCCGACCAGCGGCAACGACGACGACGGCGGCGCCAGCAUCGUGAUCGAGGUGAGAGGGCAGCGCGAGACCUGGUCCGACGGCAGGAGGGGCCGGAAGAAGAAGGCGGAGAGCGUGGGCGACGAGGCGGUGGACACGAGGAAGAAUGGGGAGUUCGCGGCGGUGCAGCCGAUGCGGCGGUCGCUCUCCAUGGACUCGUGCGACGCCAAGCAGCGGCAGCUCUACGUGUCCGUCGUCCGGGAGUUCCUCGAGCAGAGAUAGGCGAGUGCCACAGUAUGACAGUAGUACAUUCAUACCAUUCUUUCUUCGAUUCGAUCGAUCGAUUGUACAUUGGCCUUCGUACGUUGCUGUAGCGGUGGUAGGCCUACGUACAUACGUACGUGUAAAUCCGCUCCUCGACCGCGUCUAGAUGCAUGGCAUGGCAUGGCAUGGCGGUCGACUCUAAUUUUUUGUAGGCAGUCCAUAUGUACGCUGGCAAUUAAGCAAGUAGUAGUAAGUUGUAGUAGAAGCAGCACCGGAGCAUUUUUCGCAACCGAGUGCAGACUUUUCGUGGGAGCUCGGUAUUUUGAACAAAAGGCAUAUUUAAAAGUUUCGAAAAAAUACGAUUUUUUUUCAUGGUUA